GCCAUUACGAUGGAAACGUCAAAAAGUUUUUGUUUAGAGAAGGCCGAGAAAGUUUUGUAUACAAAUAGUAUAUAAAUCUACUCGUAUUCAAUAAAUUACAAUUAAAGUUCAUUGAAUUGUAAUUUAUUAAAAGUAGAGUUUUAUUUAUAUAAUCUCUAGCAUCGAUAAAAAUUAUAUACAAUUAUGGAAAUAAACCCAUUAAGUAUAAUUCUUGUAAAAAGCGAUAGUAAAGGCGACAGACUUUUGUUCCGAUAUCCGCAUACAACAAAACACACACGAGAUUCUAAUCAAUAUACUAAAAAGAGAAAUCCAUAUUCACUCACUAUUACAGAAGAUCUAUUACAGUCUUUACCUUUUCCAACUUCUAAUAUAAGCAAUGGAAACUUAACCGGAGUAAAUGAUGAAGUAUUAUCAACUUUAUUCGCUGUUAAACCAGAAUUAUGCGAACAAAAGUUUGAGCUAAAAGUAAAUGAUGUACGUUUUGUUGGGCAUCCAACUUUAGUUCCAUCACAUGGAUUAAAAGAAGUUAAUUCUUCUAUGCUUUUCAAUAUAGUCUUUGCCCUUCAAGCGCAAGCAAGUCAUUCUAUUGUAAAAUGUUAUUAUGAUUUAAGCACAAGACUUGGAAUAGCUUUAAGGCACGAAGAAAGGAGGUGCGGAUUUUUAACAGAAGAAAUUAAAAUUAUGGUUUCUACUCAUGAUGAAAUUGCUACUAGAUCAGAAGGUGAAAGCGAUUGUGACGAAUCACCGUACGAAUUAAUAUUACAAAGAAGUUCACUUGCACGUGACUUAAAGUCCGUAUUUAGUAGUCUUAGUACUUCUGGUAUAAUUAAUAUUAUGAUCAACAAAUGGAUUCAAGUGCGUUUCUGUCUCCCACAAAAAGUUCAUCAAUCCCAUGAAAAGGGAUUCGUCAUUAAUCCAGAAAUAAUAGACAGAUGUUUAAAUAGUUUAAGACCUUAUCAUGGUUUAUUGUUGCUUAUCGAACCGUCAGAUUUAUUGGAUUCGCUUCCAAUAGAUUCUUCACCGGCUCUUAAACGUUUAAUUCAAAUGUACAGUCCUUUGAAAAAUUUACAAACAUUGGCUGCUGAUUCUGAUUUGACGCUUACACAAGUUUUUCAAUUAACUGGUCAUUUAGUAUAUUGGGCCAAAGCUACCAUAAUUUAUCCCCUUUGUGAAAGUAAUGUCUACGUUGUUUCUCCAGAUGCUAUUAUUACCAAUCAGUUGUUAGAAAUAUUUUCCGAAGAAUUUCCAGGAUUCUGCCUUUUACAAGUUCUUAGUGAUUUUUCAUUACCGACAUCCAUAAGUCAAAAAUUAAAUCCUUUGAAUCAAUUACAACAACAAACGCAAUUAGUGAAAAUAAUAAUAUGGUUGUUAAAGAAUCAUUUACUGUUACAAUUACAUACGUAUGUACAAUAUAUGCCAAUGGUGCAUGGGAGGGUGUUGGAUACAAAGGAUGAAAUGAAUCAUAAUGUAAACGAGAUUAUAGAUAGCAGUAACAAUGCAUGGAAUUUAAGUGAAAUUUCGAAAGGGAACACCGUAGAUAUGGCAGAGGAAUUAACAAUGUCUUUCCGUAAAGAAAACGAAAUGUACAAUUAUCAGUCAGAAGAUUAUGAUAUUCCUUCCGACGACAGAAAGUUGCUGGACAGACUCUGUCGUCUCGGUUAUUUUAAUGGAAACCGCCAUUUAGAAGAGAUCAUGUAUUUAGAAAAUAUUCGUAGGUCACAAUUAUUGCAAAUUUUAGAUAAAUUUCGAGAUGUAUUGAUUACAUGUGAAUGCGAAGAUCCUGCUAUAGCUCUUUUUUAUAGUCAGUUUAGUUCUUAAUUUACCUGUGUAAUUAUUACUAAUUAGAGAAGCUAUAAACAUAUAUAAUAAUUAACACUGUUGUAAAAGGUUACAAUUUUAACAAUUACACGGAUUUCUCCUAUUUCUCAUUGCGAGCGUUGAAAAUUUUACCGACAGUUGAUUUUUUACUCGGGAAAGACGUCAAAAAGGUAAAACAGACCAGAAAUUUAGUUCCUCGUUUUUUCUGUAGGGCGCAGUUCAUUCGUUUAGUAUGCUCGGCAGCGCAAUCAUUCGCAGCUCGUGUAUGUAUGUGGUUAAAUUGUGGAUUAGACCCCUGUGGCUCGGGGGGAUUAGAAUACGGCCACGGUAUCCCCUGCCUGUCGUAAGAGGCGACUAAAAGGGGACACACGCACACACACACCCAGACUCAAGCAAAAUAUUGUAAAAGUAUGGCAAGUGUAUGAAACAACGUAAAAUGCAAAAGGAAAUGAGAUUUGAAAAAAGGCCGAGAAUGUUCAUUGGGCAAAAAGGGACAGUAAAAGUUCCCAAAGUACGCCGCCCGGAGGAAACGGGAUGUAAAAAUGCAUCUUUUUUUUCCGAACCGGAGAAAAUUGAAGUAAAGUAAAUUGUGGAUUAGGUAUGAAAAAUACAAGAAACAGAAGACAAAGUUGUAGAGAAGACCGGAGUCAUGACGUCUGACAUCAUUUUCAUAUUGUCUUCAGAAAUGCUUUCAAAGCAAUUCGAAGUUUCUACCGAUGCCUGUGAUUGGUCCUUUCAUUAUGGCGUCCUCCCAUUUCGACCAAUCAGAUUCAUCGUUAAAGGGUGCGUUGCGCGGAGCGUGGCGGAGUACAACAGUCCUCUUCGAAGCUUCGUCCGUUUGGCACGUGUCUGCAACAGGGAGGGAAUCGACCUUCGUCGGCGCGGAUCGAGGAGCCGUAGCGACGAGUGCUUCGCGACCUUAGACAAUGCGACCUGAACACGAAACAUCCGCGAACCGUGACCACUUCUGCCAGCGAAACCGAGGGCAACAAAGAAGAGACGAGUGUUUUGUACGUUUCGUUUAAUCGAUUUUCGACGAUAUUGGGCGUAAUCCGGCGGCAGCGGGGGACGAGGAGUCACGUGAGAGGCAGAAUAAAUAGAAAGAAGAACAACACCCGGUUAGUAAUGUUCACAGUACAGUGUCGUUUUCGACACUCUCUGUUUUUUCAUUUUUUUUUUUUUUGCUCUCAUUUUCCUCUUCAGUUAUUUACUCGCUUUGUUCUUUUACACACAUGUCCGUCAUUAAACGUCGAUCGUCGAUCGAAUCGGUCCCGUACUUCCGGUAAAUGGGUAACGGAAACAAGGAAAAACUAUGAACCAAAUGUGUGCGCCUUUCAUCUUUAUUUAUUCAUUCGAUCUGUUUCUGUUUUUGUACGCGUGUCGAUCGUCGAUCGAGUCGGUUCGGUACUUCCGGUAAAGGCUGACGAAUAUUAUUCCGAUUUCCGCAAAAACAAGCAAUUUGGCCAAUUUUUGUCGCGUUGUGUGUCUAUCGAGAUGAGUUUCGGUGUUAGUCACGAUUAGUUUGGUACACGUUAAUUGUGCGUUUACACGGUACAAGAUUAAUUAACGAGCAAAGAAAGAAACGAGAGGUCGCGUUACGUUCAGAUACAUAUAUGUUUUAUUUCUGAUCAAAAUCGUAUCGAUUUUACAUAUAUUCGUGAUUGUUUUAUUUCGAUUUCAAAGAUAUUCACGAUUCGUUUCUUCUUUUAUAUUCACGCCAACACGCUGAAAGAAACGAAACAAUUUUUUCCACUACGCGUAAGCAGAAAAAAAAAAACACUCCCACACGCAUAAUCCAUAAAUGGA
Molecule: messenger RNA, 3624 nt
Organism: Osmia bicornis bicornis
Lineage: Eukaryota; Metazoa; Arthropoda; Insecta; Hymenoptera; Megachilidae
Gene: Nprl3
Product: GATOR complex protein NPRL3
Exons: 10
Coding region: 184-1818 (544 amino acids)
Biological process (GO): TORC1 signaling; positive regulation of autophagy; cellular response to amino acid starvation
Cellular component (GO): GATOR1 complex
Source: RefSeq, a predicted model, not a curated record